AUGAACUUAGAUGCUGUAGUUAACAGCUGCGGUUGCUGGGCCCUGGUUUUACUGCACACUGCAUCAUCUGACAUGUUCAUGUUUAGAGCUUUAUUCCAUGAGAAAACCAUCGAAUCAACUAUCAUUGGUCAUUCACUUCUAGACAUACGAGUAAAGGAGCCCUCCUUGGAGUCUUUAUGCAGUUACAGAGGGAAAAAGCAAUAUGAGCCUCCAAGGUUUAUGGCAGUAAGUGUUGCAAUUGAGCAGCUCUUGGAGGUUGAACAAAUGCGUGGAGAAAAUGCAUACACUGAAGACACUACUUGCGUUGGCUUUGCUCGACUUGGUAGUGAAGAUCAGUUGGUGGUUGCCGGUUCGAUGAAACAAUUGUUAGAGGUGGACUUUGGUCCCCCACUGCAUUGCCUCGUGAUAGUCGGUGAUACUCACCCCGUGGAAGAAGAAAUGCUGGAUUUCUAUAAGCUAGCGAAAAAGCAGGGCCAAGCCUGAAUAUUUUAAUUGUACAUCAAUAGGAUUGUAUGACAGUUAUUGUUGUAUCCAUCGUUUAUCUCUUGCAUUAUUUCAACUUUAAUUGGCUGUCGAUGUUGAGAAUGCCAAUCUUGCUUGAUGUUGGACGAUUAGGUUUGUUUUACGAUAUCAGCUUAAAUAGUACUAAUACAGUACUGAAAUGAUGCGACAUUGAUUUUACUGGAAGGGCAUUGCACAUCUGCAUA
Coffea eugenioides is the source of this 707-nucleotide messenger RNA. RefSeq names its product probable diphthine methyl ester synthase. Gene Ontology annotation, biological process: protein histidyl modification to diphthamide. Gene Ontology annotation, molecular function: diphthine synthase activity. NCBI's taxonomy places the organism in Eukaryota, Viridiplantae, Streptophyta, Magnoliopsida, Gentianales, Rubiaceae. Bases 1 to 483 code for a protein of 160 amino acids. The transcript is spliced from 5 exons. The record is from RefSeq and is a predicted model, not a curated record.